Plectropomus leopardus (leopard coralgrouper) is the source of this 3481-nucleotide messenger RNA. The record is from RefSeq and is a predicted model, not a curated record. Lineage: Eukaryota; Metazoa; Chordata; Actinopteri; Perciformes; Serranidae.
CAGUCUCAGAGGUCUCAGACGGAGGCAGUGACGUUUCUGGCCAACCAUGACGACAGCAGAGCCCUGUACGCCAUCCCAGGUCUGGACUACGUGAGCCAUGAAGACAUCCUGCCCUAUAACUCCACAGAGCAGAUCCCCAUCCAGCACGAGCUGUUUGAGCGCUUCCUCAUGUACAACCCUGCCAAAUCUCCUCCGUUCACAGCCAGAGACACCCUGAAGGCGUGGCAGGAGAAGAACCACCCCUGGCUGGAGCUCUCAGACGUCCACAGGGAGACCACUGAGAACAUCCGAGUCACCGUCAUCCCCUUCUACAUGGGCAUGAGGGAGGCCCAGAACUCCCAUGUUUACUGGUGGCGGUACUGUAUCCGUCUGGAGAACAUGGGCAACGAGGUGGUUCAGCUGAGAGAGAGGCACUGGAGGAUCUUCAGCCUGUCAGGAACCCUGGAGACGGUGCGAGGGCGAGGAGUCGUAGGCAGGGAGCCCGUGUUAUCCAAAGAGCAGCCAGCCUUUCAGUACAGCAGCCAUGUGUCCCUACAAGCCCCCAGUGGUCACAUGUGGGGGACGUUUCGUAUUGAGAGGACUGAUGGCUCCCACUUUGACGUUCGCAUUCCUCCUUUCUCCCUGGAGAGCAACAAAGACGACAAAGCGCCGCCGGCUGGCUACACGUUCUAACUGCGAGUAGUCGCCUCCCACCUGUGAGGCCCCGGACACGUUGUCAGUCCUGGUCCUGGUUCUUUAGAAUUGCCCUCCCUCUGUAACAUUGCCUCAGUCUUCAGCAUAAGAGUAACGCGGGUUAUGCAAAGGGAAAAUAUUGCAUCUUCUAGAUCAUCUGUGAGUAGUCAACUGCAAUAUAUCACUGAUUGAAUCAUAUAGGUUAGUGAAAUGAUUGGCGUCUGCGCGUCUUCGCUCCAUGUUGUGUUGGAGGAGACACGCACGGUCAAGUGGAAGGGAGGUUGGGAAGAGGAGUCAGUGUUGCCAAGCUGAGCUGGAUGUGUUGUGCAUCCAGCAGCUGAAAUAUUGAGCUGGUUGUUUUUAUAGCGAGAGUAUUCCCUGCUGAGCUGCGGGGACGUGGACCGAGCAGCAGCUCCAGCUGAGCUUCAUACUGAAUACUGAAGUCAACAAGUAAGCCAUCACUUAAAGUACACGUUACAACCUCCUUUAUGUAAACAGGACCUAUGACUUUUAUGCCGGACCCUAUUUUCCUGUCAUUGUUUUUUAAUUAUAAUACUGCUCUGUUGCAGUUUAGUUACGUCAGACCUCUGCGAGAGGGAAAUCAGACUGAAUUCUGGGCUGUUUUUAGUGCUGAAGUUGCAGUGUUUUACAGCACUGAAGCACAGUGGAGGGAAUUAGGAGUGACUGACGCUGAUGAGCAGAAAAAGACUCCUUCAAGGUCCAGUGUUUAGGUCUAAGGGGCAUAUAUCGACAGAAAUGGAAUAAAAUAUUCCCAACUAUAUCAGGGUUUACGCUAGAUUUUUUGACGACCAGCAUGGCCAUAGUGAAAAUGUACUGGAGGUAUGUUUUAAAUAGCCAUAUGACGGCGUUUACAUAUAACAGCUUACAUUUAAAUGGCGUCACCAUAAAUAACAAGCUCACUGUCCACAGUCUGGCUCGCUUUGAUAAAGCAGAUCUCCGGUCUAAUCUAUAAGCAGACCGGCGAUGUGUUUGAGGUUUCCGUGGAAAACGUGAUGCUACGACGUCACCAAACUACACCGAGCACACUAAGACAAGACCACGACUGCCGCUGAUGCAGCGUACACUCUGAAGAGGCACGGACCCUCUCUGCACGGCUUCAGUGGAUAAACAGAUCCUCCUGUAAUUAAAAUCUGAUCUGCAUAAUACACGUUUAUACCGAAGUUGUUUUGGCACCUUAUCUUAUAGGUCACACAAUGUUAGGUUAUUUAAUAUGCUAUUAAUUUAUUUAUUUAUUUGGCAUAUUUCCAGUCAGACAUUUUGGCUGUUGAUAUUUUGAUAUGCAGGAAAAUAACACAUAAUAUCUGCAGAAAAGCUGGCAUAUGUCUGCUAGCGUAAACCCUGAUAACUAUGUUUUUAUUAGUAUAUUAUCACCUGAAAGUUACAACUGUGUUUCAUUUCCUUAGAUGAGCAGUUUAUAUCCACAAUCAGAGCUCUUCCACGGAGUCUGCCACGUGUUUCUACGGUAGCCCAGAACGGACAAUCGAAGUGCUGGCUCUAGUUUGGGCCAUUUGUGUUUUUGAUUUGGCCGCUGUAGCUUUGCACACGGGAGAAGUUUCAGUUGGUUGCAGUCUGCAGCCUCGCCACUAGAUGUCCCUAAAUCCUACACACUGGACCUUUAAUCUUUAAAUCUUCAAAUCAAAUCUCCAAAAAUGAAUUUUCAGUUAAAAUAUAUAUAUCAAACAGUCAAAUUUAAACUCCCCUUCUACAGUCUAACUUAGUCUGUGCAGAGAGAUCUAUCAGGUUUGAACGUCUUAGAAUAAAGCCUCAGGUCUCUUGGCGGUCUCUCAUUUGUCCCUUUGUCACAUGGACAAGCCGUCAAACCGUUUUUUUCUUGUUUUUGUGUUUUUUUGUUUUGUUUUUUAAGGAUGGCUUACCUGAGGCAGAUAAACAUCUGCGCCAUAUUCUCUACAUUUCUAUAUGAUCGAUUCAGCUGCACUGAGUCAAAAAUACUCUUUAUUCCUUCAUUUGAGUAAUCAUUUUGAUGAACCUGUUACAGAUUUGUGUGGAGAGCUUUUUUGAGUUCAUAACUGCCAAGAAAGCAGCCACAGAGACUUCCGGAUGUAGAUGUAUUUAACCCUUAAAUCAAUGGUCACAACUUCACUUCACACUGAGCUCUAUUUAAGGGAUAAUGUGACCCAUAAAAACAGAAAGCUGCCACAGUUAUCAUUUUGGUAGGGAGUUAAUUCUGUAAUUAUAUUUGUACAUAAUUUUAGUUAUUUUUUUGAUCAGUGCUUUAAAAACUUAAUUCCAUCCACUGUGCUUCAGAGUUGUGAAAGAUCAAACUAAAAAAGUCAGGGGGGCGGGGAUGGAGAUUUUUCAUAAGCAGUGACGUUUAUGUGUUGACAGCCAAAAAAAGAAUCCCUCCUUUGCUGGAGAGGAGGUGAGAGUCGGGUCUGAGUCGUCUUUGAAUAACAGAUGCAGCACACCAUAAUGUACUUAAACAUGGCUGUUCGCAGCCAGUGUUGUGGAUAACAGGAGAGGAGCGUGUGUGUGUGCGAGUGUGUGAGUGUGUGUGUAUUUCUUCUCUGUAAAAACCAGAAUGAAGUCUUCAUCCCGUACACACACGCCGGAUGUUGUUCGUUAAGGCUGACUGUUUGACUUUAGAAGCUCUGUAACGCAAAAAAGUCGUGAGGCGGGCAAGAAAUUCUCUCUGGUGAAGUGAAGAAAGAAACUAACAUUUGUUUUGAUAAGGAAAAGUGAUUUGAAGCAACUUUGAUGGUUGAAAAACUACUGUAAAUAGAGAUGUAAUUAAAGGCAAAAACAAAUAAAUAAUACCUUUUAAAAAGCA